AUGGUGUCUUUCGAAGAAGCUUUUGAACAAACUGGUCAUGGGGUGUUCAAUUACGUCGUAUUGGCGACAUGUGGACUGGUGUUGAUGUACACGAAUGUGGAGUCGUUGGGUAUAGGGUACGUGAUGGCGGCGGCUGAAUGUGACCUGAAGCUGUCCAGCACGGAGAAGGGUAUGGCUAAUGCUGCUGCUUUCAUUGGUAUAGUGUCAACCGCAAUAUUCUGGGGCUACCUCAGUGACCAGUACGGCAGACGAGCGAUCAUGCUGCCAGCUAUUGCUUCAAGUUGCAUCGCUUCAUUUGCGUCCUCGUUCGCCACUAACUUUUUGUGUCUGUUCUGCCUCAGGUUUUUCACUGGAUGUUUGGUUUCUGCGUCUAGUGCAACCGUGUAUGCAUAUCUUGUGUUAGCUUGGGUAAUAAUGGCUGGAACGUGGUCAUUUCAUUUGGCCAAAGUGAAAGUGGUACCCUGGCGAGUGUUCAUGUGGUCUUGGUGUAUUCCUGGCAUCGUGGCGGCAAUCAUACUGGUCAUCUUGCCGGAGAGUCCCAGAUUCUUGUUCUCUGCAUAUGGUCAGGACAGUACCAUUCCAGUGCUUGCUAAAAUAUAUGCAUGGAACACUAAGAAGAAAAAGGAAGAGUUUCCUUUGUUGCUAGCCACUCGAUUGAUUGCUUUUAGAUCAAGUGGCAUGUACACUUGGAUGCCUAUAAUGCUAAACGAGAUGCUGUUUAAAAUUGGAACGCCAGUCAAUAUGUGCACGAUCAUGAAUGAGAAAGAAGAAACAAAGACAGCAGCUUGUCAACGAACCAAGAUCCACGCUUUGUUGUACCCAGUAUCUGUCAUCAUGGGGAUGGUGUGUGCCGUCACCUACGUCAGCAUAGGUUACAUCAUGGCCAAGAUAGGAUUCAGUUCAAAUGUUGAUAUGCACAGGUUGGUUGCUGAUAGUAUGCUCCCUGAUGUUGUUGGCUUCAAGCCUAGUCCCGCAGCUUGUGGUGGCUCUGCUGUUGCUCAUUAG
Diatraea saccharalis (sugarcane borer) is the source of this 1005-nucleotide messenger RNA. Lineage: Eukaryota; Metazoa; Arthropoda; Insecta; Lepidoptera; Crambidae. The record is from the annotation of a GenBank genome assembly.